ACGUUGUUACUAUGUUAAAGUUGUAGCAGUAACGACAUCAAGAAAAGCUUACAAACAUACAAAUUGCGAACAACAUUCGGGUCGUCGAUCUACCGCGCCAUUUCACCCGCUCGGAAGAACAUUUUCCCUUCGUCAUUUACCCCAAAAACCAAUAGGUGUAUCAAUCCAGGCUUUAAAUUAUUUCAUUCGAAUCUCUUCAGUUAUUUUACGUAAUUAAGUAAUAAACUCACGAUUAUAACAUUGAAGAACAUCUGUCUAUUUAUGUUGCUAAACAAUCAUAUACAGCGACUGUUGACAAUAUUCGUAAAUUUACUUUGCUUGCCGGCUAUCGAAGCAACUAGACACUCCGUCUCAAAGAUAAAUCUAUCAUACCAAGACUAAAAUCUACGGCUGGCUCUACUGCGUACUGGUAACAGUACUGGGGACUGACAGCAAGAGACCUUGCUCGUGGGAAGCGGAUAAUAGCAGAACACAGUACAGCUGGGCACUGCUGCCAGAAUUACCACGCAAUAGUGUCUGAUACCAUGAAUACCUAUUUAACCUUGACUAUCCAACCACGAGCGUGGAAAUAUAUGCUCACGGCCACAGGAAAGACCAAAGACGCUCCACAUGUAUUUACUUGUGGUAGGACCUGUUGUGAGUCCGCGCGGGUAGGUACCACCACCCUGCCUAUUUCUGCCGUGAAGCAGUAAUGCGUUUCCGUUUGAAGGGCGGGGCAGUCGUUGUAACUAUACUGAGACCUUAGAACUGAUAUCUCAAGGUGGGUGGCGCAUUUACGUCGUUGAUGUCUAUGGGCUCCAGUAACCACUUAACACCAGGUGGGCUGUGAGCUCGUCCACACAUCUAAGCAAUAAAAAAUAUAUAUUAUAUUAUCUUUUACUUAUAGAGAAACUGUUUAGCGGUAUCUUCGACUAUUAUGGUUUUACGACUUCUCAGGUUUACUAAGUAAGACCCUUUGCCACAAGAUCAACGCAAUCUCUAACUAUUACAUGAAUUUAUACUAAUUAAUAACCCCAAAAAUACUUAUUAUUUUUAAUAAUAAUAAACAAACGUUUUGCAUUGAAUGCAUUGUAAUGACAAAAAUAUCCAAAAAUUCACGCAUUAACAUUCAUCUGUGUACAUCAGACUAUGGUAGAGGACGCCCUUACCCAGUGGCGCUUUGAACUCACGGGUCCCAUGUUAUCCAUUUUUUAUAAUAAUAUGCAUUGCUGCUUAAACGUGGUGACGCGGGGAUGGCGUGAUAUGACAGCCAGCAAAGUAUCUCUAGUAUUAAUGGAAUACCAGCGUGGAGCAAAAGGGGUGCGCUAAACUUGUGUCUGAAAUACAAAGAAAAUGUUCAUUAACAAAAUCAAUAGCCAAUUCCCAAAACUUUAGAAGAACCCAAUACCUAGAGCGAAAUGGUGUGAUCAUCAAAACCAUAUAGAUUAUAGAUAGUCGUGCUUUAGAUAGCAUAGUUUGAAGAAUAGUAUAGACAAGCACAUCGCACCUAUUUGUUGAAUCCUAUACGGUCUUACUUUUUAUAGAAUUUAUGCUACGAACCAUAUGAUAUCCUUCCAAAGUUUUAUAAGUCCAUAGUAAUAAGUGGAACUACUGUACUGUGUUUCCGCUUUUGAGUUAUGGUUACUAAUAUACAUUCAAACGAAUUGGCCAUAGGCUCUUCUGCAUGAUAUGAAUACAAAAAGAUACUUUAGAUGUAGUCAUUUUAUUUUUAUCCUGUUACAUCUAUUUGCAUUAUUUUCAUAACUUCCUUCAAUAUAAGAACAUCAAUUCGUUGUCAUUAAGCACUACUAAGUUAUUUUAUUAAUAAAAUUCCCGAUACUAAGUUAUUGUUAAUUUCUCAAAAUAUACUAAAUACUGUUCUAAUUGAAAAUUGAUAUGAGUGUGUGUCUUUAUUUAAAAACGGUAUGAUUAUAUUUAUUGAAAUGUUUAGCAUAGAGUUUUAAUGGAAGUUGUCCCUAGUGCGAGUAGGACAUUACGACACGUUAUUAUAUCGGAAAGCCAGUCGCCGCAUGGCUUGCCUUCUAUAUUUAUAUCGACGAUUCGCCCCGCCUGGCUUCGCGCAUGCGCGAAGUUCUUUAUGUCCUACUUCAAAACUACCGAAAGUGAAAUUUGCACAUCAUGGUGUCGCUCGGUGCACCGCGCGUCGCGUCAAUAUGACUUAAUGAUUGCAACGAACUGCUUAUUUGCGUCAAAAGGACACAGGGUGUUCAAAGACGUGUAGUGUGCCUCGAGGAUGGCCAAUGUCGGCACGGCGUCGACCCUCUCAGGCACUGCGGUAGUCCUGCGUCAUAAAUCAGCUGAGCUACCGGCAAAGGGCUCGCGCUUGUGACGUCUCUUACGGAUCGCGUGCCGCUUGUCGGCGGCGCGAUGGCGUCCACUAUGCAACUUGAAUUUACUCAGGCGAUGAACGACUUCAAAACGAUGUUUCCUGAUAUGGACGAUGAUGUCAUCGAGGCUGUUCUUCGGGCAAACCAAGGCGCCGUAGACGCCACCAUUGACCAGCUUUUAGCAAUGAGCACCGAUAACCAAAACGAACUGCUAAGACUAGAAAUGGAACGCGUCGAAAGCAAUACACCGUCUAAACGCAAAGAUCGACGGAACACUCGCCCGGCUGAUGAGUGCGACGACGACGAUACUGCGGCAUUAGUAAACGUUGAGGACGAGUCAGUCCCUCUUGCAGUUCGCAAAAGAUGGAUUCCCCGAAUGUUGGGUCCACUACCACCUAUGUUUCUACGAAUUCCACCAGCCACAGAUGCUCGGAUUGAUCUUAGUUUGGAGAUGGAUGACGAUCGAAUCGCCACCUUCUUACAAAAUGAAGAGUUUAUGGCCGAAUUGCGUUGGAACCAGGAAUUCAUGGCAGCUCUAGACAGCGAACAAGGACAUAAAACUAAAAGUCAUGACGAUGAAGCCGCUUUCAAAGAAAGACUCAAGAAUAUGGGUAAAUUAUCUAGAAAAAAAUUCGCACAGUUAUCACGAAUGUUCACACGCGGUGGUUCACGCCGGGCAGGUGGCGCUAAAGCACCAUCACGUGGGCCACCUGACAGCUUGCUUCUACAAGAGGAACACAGCGACGACGAGGACCGCCUACAACACAACAAAAACAAAUAGAUGACGUCUCUAACAACCCCUGAAGAAUGUUGUUGUGAAACCUUACGACGCGGAUCCCGGAAAGUUACGGAUAAGACUGGAAUGCAUUGACCUGUUUGUAAAUAAUAAAAUUUGGGAUAAGAUUGUUCUUGUUUGAUGGAAUUUUGUAAGGAAGGAGUAAAUAUAGAUUUAUGAUGAAGGGACACGUUUCAAAAAAAUGUUGACACUUGAUUGUACAUUGCAAAGCAGCUCUAAGUUCCCUAGAUAAUGAUAAUUUCUUAGACAUAUAAUAGAGACCAUAAUCUACAUAUAUAGAUAGAUAGACUGCUAAACUAUUGACAAUUUGAUAUCUGAAUAGGUAAAUUUAGAUUAAUAUCACAAUUUCCACAAUAGUAGAAAGAAAUGGCGUUAACAGUUUUAAGCCGUUUCACACAACUAUUACUUGUUUUUAUAUCAAUGUUUACAAAAAAAAACGUGUGCUUUGGUGCUUGCAAAAUUAUUGAAUCUGAUAAGCAAAAGAUUGUGGUGUAACUAUUGAACUAUUAUCUCGUUGUGUUCUGUUAAAUUUUAUUCCUUCAAUUUUCUUACAUCAUUCCUGUGUUGACCGAACGGUUGUCCAUAAGCGACAUCUCGUAACGAGGUGUGCGCCCAUUUUAAAUUUUAUUUUAAGUUUAAAAUGUUUUUUUUUUAAAAGCAAUAAAAUGUAAUCAACUGGAUCUUAAAACAAAUAAACGAAAUUGUCUUUUUUUAAUAGUCUA
Bombyx mori (domestic silkworm) is the source of this 3845-nucleotide messenger RNA. Its product is annotated as CUE domain-containing protein 1. The transcript has 3 exons. Gene Ontology annotation, molecular function: ubiquitin binding. The record is from RefSeq and is a predicted model, not a curated record. NCBI's taxonomy places the organism in Eukaryota, Metazoa, Arthropoda, Insecta, Lepidoptera, Bombycidae. The coding region runs from base 2368 to 3108 and encodes 246 amino acids.